Tetrapisispora phaffii CBS 4417 is the source of this 2949-nucleotide messenger RNA. RefSeq lists its product as uncharacterized. Gene Ontology annotation, molecular function: microtubule binding; plus-end-directed microtubule motor activity; ATP binding. The coding region runs from base 1 to 2949 and encodes 982 amino acids. Gene Ontology annotation, cellular component: nucleus; spindle microtubule. Gene Ontology annotation, biological process: mitotic spindle assembly; microtubule-based movement. Lineage: Eukaryota; Fungi; Ascomycota; Saccharomycetes; Saccharomycetales; Saccharomycetaceae. The record is from RefSeq and is a predicted model, not a curated record. The transcript has a single exon.
AUGAUUGAAAGCGCUAAAAUGGAGAAUAUUACAGUAGCGGUACGAUGUCGGGAGCCCAUCGAUGAGGAAAAGCAUAGCGGGAGUCCAACUAUUAUAUCAAUUGGUGAUAAUGAGGAUGGUACCUCGAAUGAGGUGAUAGUGUUAGAUGAAAGUACGGGAAGGAAGAAGAUAUACACUUUGGAUGCAGUAUAUGGGGAACAAGAUGAUCAGAAGAAAUUGUUUGAUGAGACCGUUAUUCCAUUUUAUAAGAGCUUCUUUGAUGGGUAUAACGUGUCGAUAAUGAGUUAUGGAUCGCGGUUUUCUGGUAAAAACUAUACACUGUAUGGUGAGUAUUCUGAAUUACAAAACGCAAAUAAUGCUGAAUCGGAGAACUUAGGGGUAGUGCCGAGAGUACUAUCUCGACUGUUUAAGGAUUUGGAGAGCAAUGGAAAUGAUCAUAUAAUAAAAUGUUCUUUUGUGGAAAUAUACAAUGAUGAGUUAAGAGAUUUACUAAUAGAUACAGGUAAUAACGCUAAUGGGAACAAUAGCAACGGCGCAACUGGAAGCACGGGUAAAAAAUUGAGAAUUGUAGAUUCUGCAAGCAACGGUCUUAGGUCAGCGGGAAGCAGUAAUUCAAGCACAAGAGAUAAUUCACCGUUGACAAAUUCUAAGAAAAUACCCACUGCAAUGAUGAGGAAAAGAAUGGGGAAAAGGUCGUUACCACCAAACAAUUCUAUUUCGAAUAAUACUGCAAACAAUAAUAGGCUUUCACUAUCAAGGACGAACUCUUUUUCUGAUUAUUCAUUACAGAGUUCUCAUGAAAGACUGAAUAGUAUAUAUAUUCAAAACUUACAGGAGAUAACAAUAACGGAAAUCGAGGAAGGAAUGGCAAUUAUAAAAAAAGGGUUAAAAAAUAGAAGAAUUGCUUCCACCGGCUCUGCAUCAGAUAAGAAUGAAUUUUCUAAGAGAAGUCAUUCCAUUUUCAAUAUCACAUUAUACAAAGAGGAAGAAGUUAAUGAGGUGUUUAGAAUGUCUAAAUUGAGUUUUGUGAAUUUUGCUGGAUCAGAAUAUGGAGAUAAUAAUACAAGUAAAAAUGGUGCCUUUAAUUCAAAUUUACAGAGUUUUAAUAAAAUGAUUAACGGCAUGGUAAAUAACUCAACUUAUGCAUCAUUCCUGGAUUCCAAGUUAACACAACUUUUGCAAAAUAACUUUGAUGGAAUCACCAGGACAUUAUUUAUCGCUAACAUAGCACCAUUAAAAAAACAACUAGAUGCUACUUGUUCAGUGUUAACUAUGGCAACUAAAAUAAAAGAAAUAAAAAAUGAACCAAAAAAGGGAUCAGUAAUAACGAAAGAGUCAUUAAUUAAAAUUCUUUCAAACGAAUUAGUUAAAACAAAAUCGGAUUUAUUAUCAUAUAAGUCAAACGAUAAUGGUAUUUAUAUGGAUGAAAAGCAUUACUCAGAGUUAACAAAAACAUUGGAAUCAUACAAAGAGAAAAUUCAAAAUUCAAAAAAUUCAAUUAAUGAAUUAACAAAGAAAGGAAAUGAAAUUAGGAUUGAAAAGAGAACAUUUGAAGAAAUCAAUGAACGCCAGAGAAUCAAGUUACAGAAUUUAAGGGAAACAAUUAGCAAUUUAAAUUGUGCAUUAGAAAAACAAAGUAAAAGAGAAUCUGAGUUAGAAAAUAUUAAAAUAAAACUACAUUCUAUAUUGGGAAACAUGCAAAAAUCUGUUGAAAAAUAUUCUGAUAAAGAAAUACAUUUGCAAAAUAAAUUGAAGUUAUUAUAUGAUAAGGAAUUAGUCAAAUUAAAAAAUUCUUUAGAAAGUAAUUUUGCAGAUAUUAAAAAUAGGAUGCCGGAUGAUAAUGAUAACAUGAAUACCAAUAUUGAUAAUAUUAAAGCAGAAAUAUUAAAAAUAGCGAACCAAUCACAAUCUAAAGUUAAGGAACUCUUAACAAAUAGUGCAAACCAAGUUUUAGAUACUUCACCAAAAUAUUUUGAACAGUUGGAUACUAACCUAAAGAAUUUAGAGGAAUCAGUUGAGAUCAAUCAUAAUAAAUAUUCAGAAUUGUUGUCAGAUAUUAGCGAAGAGUUCAAUAAUUUGAAUAAUUACAUAAAUGACAAUUUUCUCAAGUCUAGCCAUGAAGAACUUAUCGAUACAUACAUUAAUAGGACCUAUCAUGAAGUACAAGGUAUUUCUGUCGAAUUUACAGAAAACUUUAAGAAACUAUUGGAUAUAUAUGUUGAAAAGAAUACAAAAAGUUUAUCAAAGAGUAUAACUUCAUUAACUUCCGAAAUUGUUGAAAAUGAAUUAACUCAGUUUAAUCCAGAAAAGAAAAAAUGGGAAUUAGCAUCUAAUGAGAUCAUAGAAAAUUUUAACGAAAGUAUAACCAAGAAUAAGAAUAAGAACAGCGAGAUAUUAGCUAAACUAUUAUCUGAAUCGACCUCAACUUCAGAACUUUUUAUAAAUAAUAUGAGCUCGAUAAAGAAGAAUGUGGAGAUUGUGGAAGAAUUUUCCGAAAUAUUUAACUCAAAUGAUUUGAUAAAGUCAGAGUUUUUAGAAAUCAUAAAUAAAAAUAAAAAGUUAAAAGAUCUCAUUACGGAUAAUUUUAAUUCUUCAGAAAAUUCCAUUGAUUCUUUUGAUAAUUUGAAGGAAGCUAUGCAAAAUGUCUUCAAGAACGAAAUGAAAGAAUCAUAUAGCAAUGACACAUUAAAUUUGAAAGAAAUUUUUGAACAAAUGGAACAACAAAAACUGGGAGUUAAUUCCUCUUCAAAAAAGAAAGCAUACAAACAAAAUCUUUCCCCAUCUAAGAUUUCACCAAUAAAAUCUUCAACGAAGUUAAAUAGUCCUCUAAAAGUUGAAAUCCAAUCACUAUCUGAAAUAGAUAUGAAGAGACCGAUCAAGAGAAAAUUAAAUCUCAACCUUGAUUUAUCAGAAAAUCUUAACUCAAGUAAAAUGAUACAUAAAGAAUGA